This is a messenger RNA of Exaiptasia diaphana, 1094 nucleotides long. Its product is annotated as melanocyte-stimulating hormone receptor-like. The record is from RefSeq and is a predicted model, not a curated record. Gene Ontology annotation, cellular component: membrane. NCBI's taxonomy places the organism in Eukaryota, Metazoa, Cnidaria, Anthozoa, Actiniaria, Aiptasiidae. Bases 61 to 1008 code for a protein of 315 amino acids. The transcript has a single exon. Gene Ontology annotation, molecular function: G protein-coupled receptor activity. Gene Ontology annotation, biological process: G protein-coupled receptor signaling pathway.
CGUUCGCRUCCCACAUCCAARUAUCGGAUUAAAAAUGAAACUUUCAACAUCUCUUCUAAGAUGAACAACACAAGUGAUAUUAUGAUAUUAUGCCAUCUUCCGUAUGGCAUGGCACUCUCGAUGCUGGUGAUCAACAUCAUUGUGAGCCUUCUUGGAACGAUAGRCAACCUUCUUGUGUGCUUUGCGGUCCUGACGACUUCACAACUGCAAAGGAUUUCAAAUUACUUUAUUUGCUGUCUUGCUGUAGCUGACUUAACCAUAACAGCGGCAGGCCAGCCUUUGUUAGCUGUGAUGUUAUGGGGMAAAAUGAAUGGAGACUGUUUCCCUAAUGUCGAACUGGCAUUCCGUUUUAUAGGAAAUGUCUCGUGCGCAGCUUCACUUUUAACUCUUUGCUUUAUAAGCAUAGAUAGAUGYGUUUCUAUUGUAAAGCCCUUCAGCUAUCCGACGAUUAUAACUUAUGUGAAAUUUUUGCUCAUGGUUAUUGCGGCUUGGCUGUCUUCGGUCGUUUACACAGUCAUAAGAAUCUAUGUGAGCAAGAAAAUUACAUCUUACAUAACAGUGGGAAUGUUUACAGCUGGGUACGCCAUUUUUGCGACAUGUUACGUACUUAUAAUCUUCAAAAUAAGAAAACAGGCUCAAGAGAGGGCAAAUWUAGCGSCUGGAAAUCAAAGCAGAGCUKCGMAAGCUUCGCAAGCUUUGGAAARAAGACUUGCCGUAACAGUAGCCCUCAUCAUACUUGUGUUUAGCGUGGCAUGGACACCUCUGUUUUAUCUCAGAGUCACUUCACCUAAAAAGAACUUUGGAUUGCUGUAUGAUUGGGCUCGAACUCUCGCUUUAAGCUCUUCAGCUAUAAACCCAGUACUUUACUGUAUGAGGAAUGAAGAAUUCAGAAAAGCGUUUGCAAAACUAGUUCGACUUAUAAUAUGCUGUCGAAAAAGUAGCGUUCACGUUUUAUCAUCAGGAACGAAUACAAACCCGACAUCUCGCACUGUACCUAGUCAGUUAUAAUAAGACUGUGAAACUAAGUUUGAAACCUUUUAUUUGUGUGUUUAUACUGGCGUAAAACAAGAUUAAACAAUUAAUUACAUCAAGAA